GUUUCAAAAAGAUUCGAUUUUGGCAACGGAUCUAUCGAGAACGAUUGGGCGAACAGCCAUGAACGCAGUUCCAAGGUCAAUGGCGAAGAAACUGGAGGCUAAGAAGAAGCCAGUGGCAUCGCAUCCGCUGAAGGAGCUCAACAGAGGUACCUUUCUUCCUCCUCCAGCCCCUCCUAUUGGCGCCGCCGGGGCAUCCAAAGGUGGGUGCUUUAGAUUCUUUGAUUCCUCUGCUAAAGAAUCGCCCGCCCGAUCCAAGCCGGUGACGGGAACUCCCCGUUCGGCGCCUUCGAACACAAGGAAUGCAACCUUCAACCCCAAGAACACCGCGAAGGCUUCCGUGUCUCGGACCUCCCAAAAGGGCGCAUCAAGAUCUGGUUUUGGGGUUCCUAAGCAGAUUGUUUCAGGCAAAUUCAUCAAACAAUCAAACACUGAUCUACUCCAGAAGUGGAGUAAGAGGAAACCUAGCUCUGAUGUAAAAGAUCCCUCCCCAAAAUUCGAUCUUCAGCCUGUGGGUUUAUGUCCGGCUUCUUCUCCUAAAAGAACUCUGCUAAGCUUCAACGCUCAUGAGGAAGCAGAUGAAGAGAAGCAGAUGCUGACGACCACACCGACUUCGACCACCACUCCUCCCGUUGAAGCUUCCAUUUCGCCGGAGGUCCCCAUGGAUAACCCCUCAAUCACACCUGUGUGUUUUGCUGCAGGCCAUGUGAUCGUCGGAGUGCACGACCGACGAAAAUGUAGACCUAGAGGUAUUCUCUCCAUCGGUGGAAGACAGCUGGAGAUUCCAGAGGUCAGCCGCAGAGUUUCCGAUCCGACUAGGGUUUCUGUGACACCUCCGCCACUAUCGGGUGCUUCCAUCCAUUGGCUAUCUUCGCCUCCAGAGAAUGCAAAUUCCGGUCAUCGUCGCAGUCUUAGUUCUAGUUCUAGAAUUCGUGUGGCUCAUUGUCCUGCUGAUUCUUGGAAGUUGUCUCCUAGUAAUUGUAGCAGUGGUAAAUCACCGGAGCUUUCGGGAUUGCUCGGUCUCAAUUCUCCAUGCUUGGAAACAACACCAUCAUCUGGUGUUAUGGUUCAGAGAACUCCUAGCAGUGGUGGGAGUGUUAGUCCCUUCUCUUUGAUCCUAGAGAGAAUUGCAAAGACAUCCAGAAGAAAUAAUCAUCUGUAUUUGAUCGAAGACCAUGUUACCGGCACGCCUUCAACACAUUCCAGUUCGAUAAAUAGCAACGGUUUCAGUGACUUCAAGGUCGAUGCAGCUGCAAAUGUUCUAAAAAAUGUUAGCUUGUCAUCAAGGCAGCAGCAAAAGCACAAUGCGAGCUGUCAAACAACAUUCUCUGGGCUUAGUUUCCAGUUUGGAUCGGUCGAAACUUCCUCGAACUCAGUAGAUUUGAACCGUUUCCAGCAUCCGCCGCCGGGCAACAAUUGCGCUGAAGAAGAAGUUCUGGGAGGUGCUGAAACAAGGAUAUCUUGGAGAGAAGGACUGAUGAGUAGGAUCUUUGAGAUGGGCAACUUGGAUGGUUAUCGAUGGUUUUCAGACGAUGAGGAGGAUCUCAAUUGCCUCGAAGAAGAUAGAGUAGGAUUGAUAUCUGAUCUUAAGUUUGACAUGGAAAGUAGUAGUGCCAAUGUAGAGAAUUCAAAUGAACACAAUGCAGCUGGUUUUGGAUCCAUCGAAUUUGUGUUCGAAGCUGAAAAAGGUGGAGCUAAAGGUCCUGCACAAGGACCCAUCUUGUCUGCAGAAUCCAUUAGCAUGGAGGGGAUUGGGCUCACCGCCUCUGAUGAUUCCGACUGGACAUUUUCGUACCAAAACCACUUGUUUGAAGUAAAGCUUGAGUUGGCUACUGCGGGUUGCUUGUCCCAUGAGGUCUUGGAGUCGAAUCUCUGCGGGACAUAAAUCCUUACAAUCUGUCUAAACUCACCCCGCCUAUUACUUGCAUUCUAUUGGAAAUUAUGCCCACUUAGGGGUAUUUUGGUAAUAUCGCUUGUGAGAUCAUGAGUGGUUAUUCCUAUGAUCUUAUUUCUCUAUGAUUCCCACAACAAAGUAAUGGGAGAAAUGGGUAAGGCAAGUAUGCACUAUAUAAAGAGCACAUUGCAGAAAGAAAGACAAA
Zingiber officinale is the source of this 2096-nucleotide messenger RNA. RefSeq lists its product as uncharacterized. Bases 59 to 1882 code for a protein of 607 amino acids. The record is from RefSeq and is a predicted model, not a curated record. The transcript has 2 exons. NCBI's taxonomy places the organism in Eukaryota, Viridiplantae, Streptophyta, Magnoliopsida, Zingiberales, Zingiberaceae.